Messenger RNA from Solanum tuberosum (potato), 2223 nucleotides. RefSeq lists its product as uncharacterized. The transcript has 3 exons. Bases 1 to 2223 code for a protein of 740 amino acids. Lineage: Eukaryota; Viridiplantae; Streptophyta; Magnoliopsida; Solanales; Solanaceae. The record is from RefSeq and is a predicted model, not a curated record.
AUGAAUUCGAAGUUAGGAGACACAAGUCUAAGUCAAAACCAAAAUGAUCAGCAUGGGAAUACAAAGUCGACAACUCUGGAAGUAAUUGAAGUGGAAAGCUCAUCACAAUUCUCAUUUGGAGUCAAACCAUCGGACACAAUCCCAAGCAAUGGAGGACAACAAAGACCAGGCAGGAACUUCAAGCAGCAGACAAUAAUUCACCAAGAAAAAAUCCGCGUGAGGGUGGAACUCAAGCAGAGUAGGGGGAACUUGGAAUCCCAACAGCAGGUUGAACGAAAUAAGAGUAAUGAGAAAAACAAAGGUCAAGUUCCUUUAUCUGAUCAUGGAGGGAACUCUGAACCCAAUAAUUAUCAUAGAGAGUUUCCUAAAAUUUCUAGUAAUUUUGAUAGACACACGACUUACAACCAAAAAUAUCAGCAAAUUAAUCCUCCAAACCAAUCCAAUGGCCCCAGCAAUACCAAUGAGAACCAGAAAACCAAACAGGACCAGCGUACAGAACCUGCCCCUUAUACUGUGGUACAAACACUGGCUGCAAGACUUAGACAAAUCCAUGUUACACAAGCUACCUCCAUAGAGCUGGUUCCACCCAGACAUACUACCAAGCAAGGCCAACCUGCAGUGAUCUACGACAUGGAUGACUUCAUGAACAAAUUGGCUGUGGAUUGUAAGUACACCCUUAUAGGUAAAUUCAGUACCACCAUGCCGAAAAUAGAACUCAUAAGGAAAAGCUUCAUCCUACAAACUCAGCUGAAUGGGGGGGUCAAUAUUGCCCACUAUAAUGCUAGGCAUGUGUUUAUCGUCUUGGACAAUGAAUUGGACUAUAACACUGUAUGGACACAACAAAGAAUGACUAUUGAGGGCAAACUUAUGAGAAUACAAGCUUGGACUCAUAAUUUUAGACCUGAGGAGGAAACACCCAUUGUUCCUAUAUGGGUUCUCCUACCAGGAUUGCCUUGGCACUGCUUCAAAAAAGAGUUCAUCACACCCCUGCUUGAAUCUGUGAGCAAGGUCCUAUACUUAGAUACAACUUCCAUCAAGAGAACCAGGGCUAGCAUGGCCAAGGUUAAAGUCCAAGUGGACCUUACAAAGACUAGACCUAGACAUGUUUGGAUUGGAUUGGAUGAUGAAGACCUCACCAUUGGAAGAUGGCAACCUAUCGAAUAUGAAAAUAUCCCACCCUACUGUACUUACUGCAAACAUCAGGGUCACAUAAUAGAUGAUUGUAACUUCAAAAUAAGGGAUGAGGAUUUCAAACGAAGGAAAGAAUUGGGAACAGAAAUGAAAAGCUUGCAGGAAGGAGAGCAAAGGCAACAAAGAAAUGAACACAAGCAAAUGAAGACAAAGGAUCAAGAGGAGCAGCAACACCAAAACUCUAAGGAAAAGAAUAAUCAACAACAAACUGAGCAACAAACGGAAGGAGAAUGGCAAGUGCCAAGAAGAAAAAACAAUAAGCAGCAGGAGGAAAGAAUGCAGAAGACAAUGUGGAGACCAACCUCACCAAAAAGCAAAAUGUCAAAAGAACAACCACAAAUCACAACUCAGCUAACAGGUACAGGUAACACCUCUAAUCAUAACUAUUUUACUAAUCUUACCGUGCAGGAGAAACUCAAUGAAGAUAUCCAGGAGCACAAUAGUAAAGAAGAGGCAACAACCCAGAGACUACAAAGAAGGUCUAAAGCAGACCAUAACCAAAGAAUUGAAGUCCAGCAAGUACGAAACAAAACAAACAACAAAAGCACAGGUAUUGACUCAAUGCUCCCAACCCCCACAGACCCCAAUAAUUCUCAUCUUGAUAAUGUUGUUGAAGUGGAAGGAGGGAUGGAUGAGGGAUGUCAAGAGAAACAAACUAACUUGCAGGAAGGGGUGUCCAAGGGGGGGAAUUUGACUCAUGUUAUGCAUGAGGGGUUUCACAUUGACCAUAGGAAUGACCUUAGAACCCCUGCUACCACUAGUCAACAACAGAGUCCAAAUCAACAGCAGGUACAACAACAGAACAGAUCAGAAAAGGAGAAGCAAAACACCAACAAAAAUAGCAAAAACAAAAGCCACAUUGAGACAGGAAAUACAACUACACAAAGCAAGGGAGCUAUGGCAAAAAAUAUGGGAUCAAAGGCUAGUACCAGCAAUCAGGAGCAGAUCACCAAAAGCAAGAACAAACCUAGCAAAAAAAGGAGAGAAGCUGAAAAAAAGAGACAAAAUCAACAGCAGGAUAAAAAUGAAUAG